GCCCACAGAGGAUGGAGCGAGCGGCGGGGAGGAAGUUCCCGUUCGGAGGAGAUGGAGACGCGCUGCGGGCUCCCAUUGGGGUGAGGAACCGAGCCGGUCCGAGUCGCUGAGGAUGGCGCGCGGCUGUUUGAACCGAGUCGCCGCGGACCGCUGCUGCGUAAUUUCGGCACGUCGUUUCGAGCUCGGAGGAGUCCGUCCUCUCUGCUGGCGGCGCCGGGAUGGCUGCGGGGAGAGCUGACGCCGAACCGACGUCCAAACGAAGAACGGAAUCGAUUUAAAAGGCAGAAACUUUGCGACCGAGAGCUGCUUCAGGAGGACGAGGUGCGGGAGGAAGCCCGCAGACGCAGCAGGGCAGCUGAUGGACGCCGCCGCGAGAAACAAAGGACUUCAAGCCGCUCUCCUCCUAAUGAGAAACAUGAAUGAGUUCUCAUUGACCCGUGUUGAUCUUCUCAUUCAGGCAGGGUGUAUUUUGAGGGUAACACCUUGGACAGCUCUUCACUGUCACUCAGAACCUCUACUGAGUCCCGUUGGACCUGCCGGACCGCUGAUGGACGACCGGUCCAUUCUGACUGCAAGCGGCUCGGGAUCCUGGUUCAGAGCUCUGUAAUUGAAUCCCGAUAGAAAACGCCUCCAUCCAUAAAGAAAAACAGUCACCCUUCCUCAUUGGUUGGACUGCAGUGCACAUGCUAUAACAACAGGAUAUGCAAAGAGCCGUGGACUGAUCUACCAGCCUAUCAUGUCUCAAGCAGGCUUUUUUGUAGUUUUAUAACGAUGCAAACUGCUUAGUGUGAUAAAUUCCACAAUAGUAGACUUAAUAAUAACAACAAUAAUUGUGAUGUUUUAAAGAAACAACAACAAAAAAGGGGGUCUGUGCUGUGAAGGUACUGAGAUGUUCAAGUAUCGUCCUGGAUCGGUUUUCAGUCAACUCAAAGUGUUGCUGCUGAUGCACUCGGAUUCGAGCAGCCGGAGGACUGACCCAGGCACCGACCCAGAGCAGAGCAGGAUGAGAGGCUUCGCCAUCGCAGGCUGUGGCUGGCCGCAGAUGAGCUGCUCCCACCGGGACGACGACGAGGAGUACUACGGGCCCCGGCCACGCAGCCUGGCCCCUGAGGAUAAAGAAGGAGACAAACCCCAGGGAGCAGGAGGUCUGGAGGCGUCCUCCCUGCCGAGUCUCUCUGAGAGCGGGGUGCAAGCACAGCAGUGCAGGAUCUGCUUCCAGGGGCCAGAAAAGGGGGAGCUGUUGAGCCCUUGUCGCUGUGACGGUUCUGUGCGCUGCACUCACCAGUCCUGCCUCAUCCGCUGGAUCAGUGAGAGAGGCUCCUGGAGCUGCGAGCUCUGCUACUUCAAGUACCAGGUUCUGGCCAUUAGCACCAAGAACCCGCUGCAGUGGCAGGCCAUUUCUCUGACGGUGAUUGAAAGGGUGCAGAUUGCUGCCAUUGUCCUGGGCUCUCUCUUCCUAUUUGCCAGCAUUUCCUGGUUGGUGUGGUCGUCGCUCAGCCCCUCGGCCAAGUGGCAGCGGCAGGACCUUUUGUUCCAGAUAUGCUACAGCAUGUACGGCUUCAUGGACGUAGUGUGUGUAGGCCUUAUAAUCCACGAAGGAUCAUCUGUUUACCGGAUCUUUAAGCGCUGGCGGGCGGUGAACCAGCAGUGGAAAGUGCUGAAUUAUGAGAAAACCAAGGAUCUGGGCGACUCCAUCAGUUCAAGCAGCAAAACCGCCGGUCAAGUUGAAAGGAACUUUUCAAAUGGCAUCGCGGCCGACGGGCGGAGAACGAGUCGACACGUCAGGGCUAUCCUCACCCACCACUGUGGCUACACUAUCCUGCACAUCCUCAGCCAGCUGCGGCCCUCGAACCUGCAUGGUGCCAACCAGGAAGUGGUCAUGAGAGUGACCACGGUGUGAAGUCAUGCUGCGGUCUUUGAAGAGGAAAUAAAAGUGCUGAUGAAAUAAAAUCCUUACGUGCCAUAAAAACUACCUGAGACUGAAGUGGUAAGAUGUGCUCUCAGGUUCGUCCUGAGCCGUGACGAACCGUCUUUUUCAGACUGAGUAAAAACACAUGACUGGAAGAAAAAAACAUUGAUUUGAAUUGUGUCCUGGUCUGAAUAAGCAUGAAAAAAGAGAGUCAAAGGAUGAAGAAAAUAACAUUUCCAAAUUUUGUUCAAUAACACCUUUUCUGAACGCAUCCAUCCUUCCUUUCUUCCUUCUUCCCUUCAACAUAUUGAAAGCCAGCCCGUGGCUGAAGUAUCUUCCAAAGCCUCAUGGUGAGGGGCAAAGGAUACAGAACUGUGGAAAGUCACGUUUGGAAAAGUCUGGGAUUAUUCUCCAAAAACCUGGGCAAACUUUUUAUUUAUAAACCCUGUGACAAUUUUUACCAUAAUAAAUGUCUCAAAAUGUGACUUUGACUUUUUUAAAACUUUAUUUUAUAUAUAUAUAUAAAAAGGGCAAAAAAGACAUGUCACAGAUAUUAAUAUUGCUCCCAUCCUUUCCCUCAUAAACUGUACUUUCACAAAGAAGCACAAGCAAACACUCCUAAACGGUUUAACGGUUUACACCCACCUUCAGAAAAAAAGUUGAUGUGGCAUAUUUGUUAAAAUGUUUUAAACUGAUGUCUGUAUUAAAGUGUAUGUUGACUGGAGGACAAAUAUGCCAGUUUCAUGUUGUUGUUGGGUUUGAUGGAGAAAACUUUCAUCUAUUAAAAGGCCUUAAAAUA
This is a messenger RNA of Poeciliopsis prolifica (blackstripe livebearer), 2708 nucleotides long. RefSeq names its product E3 ubiquitin-protein ligase MARCHF9-like. Gene Ontology annotation, molecular function: zinc ion binding; ubiquitin-protein transferase activity. Gene Ontology annotation, biological process: protein ubiquitination. The coding region runs from base 890 to 1900 and encodes 336 amino acids. The transcript has 4 exons. Lineage: Eukaryota; Metazoa; Chordata; Actinopteri; Cyprinodontiformes; Poeciliidae. The record is from RefSeq and is a predicted model, not a curated record.